AUGCGCUCCGGACUGUCCGGCCGUUUCUUUUCACGAAUCUGUGAGACUGAUUUGAGGUGGCUGGUCAUUGCUGUGACCGUUAUCAACUUUUUUAGGCUCUCUUAUUCACUUAAAUACGCUCUCCUGAACUCGGCAUCUCAGUUGAACGCUUUUCACGAUGCUGAUGUUGAUAGCAGCCAUCAGGUCAUGAAGCUGGGUACAGUAUCGAUCACGCUGGGCGUGGUAUUCUUCGCAACCUGCCUGAUAGAAAUUUUUGGCACCGUGUCCGCUGUCACGCGGCAGCUUACACUUAUACGAAUAUAUGUGGACCUAACAUUUCUUUCUGCCGUUUCGUUGGCGGCCGCCGGCGUUAUCAACGCUAUCGCAUAUUUCGCCUUUGCGGACGAUAUCAUCGAGGAAUGCAAAUCGCUAGCUUCCAGUGGCGACCUUGGCCUAAAAUCGCUUUUUCGAGGUAGCCCAUGGCAAACGCGCCCGAUCUUCUACAGUGAGGAGGCGCGAACGCAAUGCGGAAACGCUUGGUCAAACCACGCAUCCAGCGAAAUUCUUUCUAUUCUUUUUUUCUACUUGAUUCCUUCAACUUUCUCUUACCUUCUCGCCUACACAUACCACCGACAAAUGCACGCCCAGAAAAUCCAUCGUCGAAGGACAAUCCGAAUGGAGCAGUUUGUCAACAACAGCGUCAGCCUAAGUCCAGUAUACGACAGCUACUCCGACCAAGGAUCAGAAAGACCUAAGGCAGGUAACAGACGAGCGGCGCCGCUCACAUCGCCCGUGAAAGGUAGUCGAUGGAGUGACUCCUCGACUGUAACUGUGUCCUUGUCUCCGGGUCCACCCAGCUAUAGUGGUGCUGGUAAACAUUUCGGACAUUACGAUGUUCAACUCACUGGCUAUACCGAGUGA
Desarmillaria tabescens is the source of this 900-nucleotide messenger RNA. RefSeq lists its product as uncharacterized. Bases 1 to 900 code for a protein of 299 amino acids. The record is from RefSeq and is a predicted model, not a curated record. The transcript is spliced from 8 exons. Lineage: Eukaryota; Fungi; Basidiomycota; Agaricomycetes; Agaricales; Physalacriaceae.